Sipha flava (yellow sugarcane aphid) is the source of this 571-nucleotide messenger RNA. RefSeq names its product glutathione S-transferase-like. Bases 24 to 509 code for a protein of 161 amino acids. Gene Ontology annotation, biological process: glutathione metabolic process. NCBI's taxonomy places the organism in Eukaryota, Metazoa, Arthropoda, Insecta, Hemiptera, Aphididae. The record is from RefSeq and is a predicted model, not a curated record. Gene Ontology annotation, molecular function: glutathione transferase activity. The transcript has 3 exons.
AUAUUUGUACAUUGUUUGUAUUAAUGUUAGCCAUGCCAUUUCGCAAAGUUCCGGUGUUGGAAAUCGACGGUAAAAAAUUGAAUCAAUCCAUGGCCAUCAGUCGUUAUUUGGCCAAAAAAGCUGGUUUAGCCGGUGCUGAUGAAUGGGAAUCGUUAUUGAUCGACAUCGCUGUUGAUAACUUUAAUGAUUUACGACUAGCUAUUGUGGCAUAUGCCUUUGAUUCAAACGAAGAAUCUAAAGCUGCGAAGUACGGUCCUUUGAUAAAUGAAACUCUUCCACUUUAUUUGAAUAAAUUUGAAAGCACUGUUGCUGAAAACAAAGGAUACUUCGUAAAUGGAAAGCUGUCUUGGGCUGAUAUACUGUUUGUGGCUUUAUCCGACAUCUUUAAUGUGAUGCUUAAAGUUGAUAUGUUGGAAGGUCGUCCAAAUUUACAAGGACUCAAAAAAACCGUAUUGGAAGUACCUCAAAUCAAAUCAUGGAUCAAAAAACGACCUGUCUCGCCAAUGUAAUCAUAAUUAAACCAUCAAUCCAAAAUUUGCAAUACGAAAUAAAAUAGAUUUUAAACAAUUUA